AUGGACAUCCAGGAACAUAAGAAGCGGCGUUGUAUGGGGAAAAGGAACCUAAUAUUUACCGAAAAAAUUUGCGAAGUUACAAAAGAUACACCAUUGUCUCAUUAUCACAAUCGAUUGUUGUAUGAAUUCUCUAAAUUUGGAGAGUGUGAAAUACUCAAAAAACCUCCAUGUUGCCGUACAAUAUGCUUGAGUUGCUUUCGUUCACAUAGUGUUACUGAGAAAAUCAUUCGGAUUAAAAAGAGGAUUGCUCGUCGUCGCUCAUCAUUUCAAAUUGAUCAAGUAUUUAUUUGCAAACUGUGUGGUGCGAAAGAAUUGUCUCGUGGAUUUGUACCUAAAGAAUAUAAGUGCCCAGUGAGCAAGCCAAAUAAUUUACAAGAAACUCCUGUUACACAAACACGGAAAAAAAUAAAGAAACAAAAGAAAAAGUCUAAAAUGAAUAUUGUUAAGAUGGAGACUGUUCAAACGACGACGACUGUUAAAACUAAGCCAACGUCAUCUGUUAAUACAUUUGCAAAGUUUAUGUCAUCCUUAUGUUAA
Schistosoma turkestanicum is the source of this 537-nucleotide messenger RNA. The record is from the annotation of a GenBank genome assembly. NCBI's taxonomy places the organism in Eukaryota, Metazoa, Platyhelminthes, Trematoda, Strigeidida, Schistosomatidae.